Messenger RNA from Naegleria fowleri, 2340 nucleotides. RefSeq lists its product as uncharacterized. The coding region runs from base 1 to 2340 and encodes 779 amino acids. The record is from RefSeq and is a predicted model, not a curated record. The transcript has a single exon. NCBI's taxonomy places the organism in Eukaryota, Heterolobosea, Eutetramitea, Acrasida, Naegleriidae.
AUGACCACCUCCAAAACCAUUACCAAACUCAAAAUUCAUUACCGAUCUCUUUACAGCAAUCCUAAUAUGAGAAAUCAAGAACCACAAGAAGUAACUUCUCUCCGUUUCAAUUACAUCAAUACUGCCAAAAUCCCUUCAGAGUUAACCUUUGCUGAAUUGAAGCAAGAAUUGAAAAAGGAAUUGGCCACUAGAUUGGGAAGACCAAAUGCUGAUUUUGUUUCCUACUUGACUGGUCAUGAUGAAGUUGAAAUUGAUCCAACAUGUGAUCAAAUGGUAUUGAGCCAAGUUUUACAAUCAAACUCUUUGAAUGAGCGAUUGGAUGACAUCAUUAUGGUUUAUGAACCCAAAUUGUUGUCACGCAAGCUGUUGCCCAUUUUGGACAUUAGUGAACCAUUGGCAUUGUUUGAGAAGGUUGACACUGGAGACAACACCAAGAGAUCCAUUCAGGUUGGUUUGCAACAAUUUGGAAAGCUCUAUUUGAGAGUGUUGAAUGGAGGUUCUGUUUCAAGACUUGUCUUGUAUUCUCCUUCACAAUUGACUGGUAUUUUCACACAAUUGAAGAAACAGUUGAAUUCUGACAACAAUGCUGAACACGUUUCUCAUCCCAUUCUUACUCAUACCUCUCUUGAUGAAUACUAUGCCUCCUAUGAUUGCAAAGUUGCCUCUUCCAAGACCUUCUCCGAAUUGGAUUGGUCCGUCGAUGCUAAAUUUGUCUUGACGAGAAAGAAUGAUGCAAAUUCGAUGAACAUCUUGUUAAACAUUAAGGUUUCGAAUGAAGAAACACCUUCUCUUCUUCUCGUUCCAUUGAAAUGGACAGAAUACAGAGUACUAAGAAAGGGAGCACCAGUAGAAUUGGCAAAUAUGGAUGCCAUUUCUACUGCCUUUGUUGAAGUUGAACCUCCAAAGGAUGCUGUUUCUCUUCCAUACAAACUUCGUCAAUCCUCCAAAUAUUCCUCAGAUUCCAUUGCUCACACCUAUGAAGCAUUGCAAGAUGAAAAGGGAGAAAAUGGAGCUGCCACUAAUAAUGACAACAAACCCUUCUUCCAAGCUACCUUUGAUCAUCCUCAUACGGUUUGUGCUUGUGUUGUGAAACCAUUGCUUCAAAGUGGAUGGGGAGCUGAAUAUUUGACUGGAGCUUAUUUAAUGUAUUCACAAGAUGAAAUGGAAUGGAAGACUGCAUUGCAAUUGAAUGGUAUCACUGACAAUGCUACAACUUUUGUGGUUCCAAACAUUAGUGCUCCUUAUUGGAGAAUUCGAAAGGAUGGACAAGGAUAUUUGGGUAUUGGUCAUUGGAAAUUAAUGGGAGUUCCAAGUGAAGAACCAAUUCCAGAGAUUCCUGCAGGUAAACCAUUUGAAUAUUAUCAAACCUUAUUGAGUAAUAGUGUGAAAAACUCAAAAGAAGGUGGAGAAUUGAAUACUGGAGUUCCAAGAGUGAACUGUCAAAAGUAUCAAGAUUGUGGAGAGUCUAGUUUCAAUUUAUUGGUUGCUGAAGAUGAUCAAAAUGCUUUGAAUAGCCUUGUUGAGGCCACUCAAGACACAUGGGAACGUGAUGGAAAGUUUAACAAUUAUUUCAAAUUCCCAUUGACUGUUUUGAAUAAGGGAAGUGAUUUGUUGUCAUUUGUUAAAAUUGAAAUGGCCUAUAAGAAUGGAAGUGGUGAAUGGGUUCCAAUGCAAAACGUCAAAUUGGGAGUUAGAUAUCCAAGAUGGUCCGGUGGUUUUGAUUAUAACUUCUUUGAUAGUCCAGUUGUGAACUUUAAGGCAGGUGCUGCUGACACUCUUGUCUUUCAUGGUUCGAUCCAAGUGACAGGAAAACCAGGAAUUGAUUUCAACGCAAGAAAUAGAGCUCAUCAUUCUCUUCCUCAGCCAUUAGUGAUUAGAACUACUGUUUAUGAUUCUGACAACAAGACGAGAGAAAUCUUUGUUGAACAAAGCAACAAAACACUCUAUUUGACUGAUGUUAAGGAAUUUGCAACCAGCAAUUCUCUUGAUGUGUCCAAGGUUCGAUUUGUUUCUUGUGACGACGUUGAGACAAUGGAUAGAACUUAUGUUGCUGUUUAUUUGCAUGAGAAGGAUCGUGUGAUGUAUGUCAGAUCAUCUGGAACCAGUUAUGGCUACUCUUAUGACGAUUUGCAAUCGUAUGUGAAUGAUGCUAAGAAGAAUUCAAAGGAAGAAGUCGAGUUGACUGAUAUUGGAAAUGAAACACGUCAUGUUUAUUUGCGAUUUGAUCCUGCUACUGAUUAUAAAUUGUAUGGUGCCAGGGUAGUCAUGAAAUCAGACACUUCUAAGGUUGAAGAAGGAUUGUUGAUUAAGGACUUGAUUGAUGAAUUGGCUAAAUUGUAA